AGGGCCUGUGAAAGUUUCUAAGCUAAUUAACAUGAAGGGAGGUAUCAAGUAUAAGUGGUGUGUUGGUGGAACUGGAGGGAGGUUCAGUGAAACAAGGGAAUGACAGAGGUGGACAUGCCAAUAAGGUUGGUAGUAAGGAAAAGAAGCCACCCGAGCAAAGUUUAACCCGCAAGCUGCGACGCCAUUAAGGGUUGAUAUCUAAAGCAAUUGGCAAAGGAUGCUGGACUGUCACCAUUUCCUGAAGUAGCUGAUAUCUCACCAGAAAUGGCAGCAGGAACUACUCACUUCAAUAACGUGUUAUGCAUCCUAAAGCCUUCAUUUCUUUCCUGUAGUUCCAGAGCAUCUGCUACUCACUUCAAUGCUCGCUUCCGUCUUCGUCAGAACUUGACUCUCGGAGCAUUGUUUUGCACUUGCACGGCCAAAAACAAUGCCCUCCCAAAAGAUGAGUCUCCAGAACCAUUUGUCAUUACAACCCCUCUUUACUAUGUCAAUGCGCCUCCCCACAUGGGUAGUGCUUACACCACCAUUGCUGCUGAUGCUAUUGCUCGGUUUCAGCGACUAUUAGGUAAGAAAGUUAUAUUCAUCACCGGCACAGAUGAACAUGGGGAAAAAAUUGCUGCUGCUGCCAUGGCCCAGGGUUCCUCCCCUCGUGAGCAUUGCGAUAUCAUAUCAGAGUCUUACAGAAGACUAUGGAAAGAUUUAGAUGUUGCUUAUGACAAAUUUAUAAGAACAACUGAUAACAAACAUGAAGCAGUGGUGAGGGAAUUUUACUCAAGGGUGCUUGCCAAUGGCGACAUUUACCAAGCUGACUAUGAGGGACUUUAUUGUGUCAACUGUGAGGAAUAUAAGGAUGAGAGUGAAUUGCUUGAUAAUCAUUGUUGUCCUGUGCAUCUUAAGCCUUGUGUUUCAAGGAAAGAGGCUAAUUAUUUCUUUGCACUGUCAAAAUAUCAAAGAUCAUUAGAAGAGCUUUUGAACCAAAACCCAAAAUUUGUGCAACCAUCAUUCCGUUCUAACGAGGUCCAAAGCUGGAUCAAAAAUGGCCUGAGGGACUUCUCCAUUUCCCGAGCAUCAGUUGAUUGGGGUAUCCCUGUUCCAAAUGAUAAGACUCAGACUAUAUACGUUUGGUUUGAUGCUUUGCUAGGUUACAUAUCAGCGCUAUCUGAUCCCAUGGAGCAGCCCGAUUUACUAAAUUCGGUUUCUUCUGCAUGGCCUGCUCAACUACAUUUGAUUGGGAAGGAUAUUCUGCGCUUCCAUGCAGUUUAUUGGCCAGCUAUGCUAAUGUCUGCAGGAAUGAGCCUUCCCAAGAUGGUGUUUGGUCAUGGAUUUUUGACAAAGGAUGGGAUGAAGAUGGGCAAGUCAUUGGGGAAUACGCUUGAGCCGAAUGAUUUGGUUAACAAAUUUGGGACAGAUGCUGUUAGAUACUUCUUCCUUAGAGAGGUGGAAUUUGGAAAUGAUGGGGACUAUUCAGAGGAACGCUUCAUCAAUAUUGUUAAUGCACAUCUUGCCAAUACAAUUGGAAAUCUUCUUAAUCGGACCCUAGGACUUCUAAAAAAGAACUGUGAUUCUACUUUAAUUGUUGAUUCCACUACUGCGGCAGAAGGAAAUGCAUUCAGAGACAAUAUAGAGAAGCUGGUUGAGAAAGCUGGGAUUCACUAUGAGAAACUCUCAUUGUCAUCAGCUUGUGAGGCUGUGCUUGAGAUUGGGAAUGUUGGUAAUUCCUACAUGGAUGAGCGUGCACCAUGGUCUCUUUUUAAGCAAGGGGCUGCCGCUUCAGAAGAAGCUGCCAAGGACCUUGUGAUUAUACUGGAAGCUGUGAGGAUCGUUGCGGUUGCGCUAUCACCCGUGGCUCCAAGCUUGAGUUGGAGAAUAUAUGCUCAGCUUGGCUAUUCCAGGCAUCAAUUCGAUGCGGCAACCUGGGGAGACACUAAGUGGGGUGGGCUAAAGGGUGGCCAGGUCAUGGCUCAACCUAAGCCAGUGUUUGCUAGGAUUGAAAGUCAAACUGAGAUGGAGGAUAAGGGGACAACAGCUGAGAAGACGGUGAAGAAGACUAAACGGAAGAUGACGCAGCCUCAAGGUGUUGCAGAAGCUUAGACUAGUCAGAAUUGUCAUUUUUCCAUUUGUUUUAUUGACGCCAUUAUCUCUUGCCAAUGUUUCUUGGUAAAGUAUUCCUCGUCUUAGAUAUAAAAGCCAAUUAAGAAGUUAAUUUUAAUUUUAAAUGUAAAACCUUAAUUAAUUUUAUACAUCGUAUUUACUAUUUCUUAUCAAACUAAUUUAUCUAUCUUAUAAAAUGAUAUAUUAUGUCACAUAGAACUAUUUUGAA
This is a messenger RNA of Neltuma alba, 2320 nucleotides long. RefSeq names its product methionine--tRNA ligase, chloroplastic/mitochondrial. Gene Ontology annotation, biological process: methionyl-tRNA aminoacylation. NCBI's taxonomy places the organism in Eukaryota, Viridiplantae, Streptophyta, Magnoliopsida, Fabales, Fabaceae. Gene Ontology annotation, cellular component: chloroplast stroma; mitochondrion. The record is from RefSeq and is a predicted model, not a curated record. The transcript is spliced from 13 exons. The coding region runs from base 265 to 2091 and encodes 608 amino acids. Gene Ontology annotation, molecular function: methionine-tRNA ligase activity; ATP binding.